AAACUGUUUGCAGGUCAAGGUUUGCAGGCGUGACCGGCCGAGGGGGAGGCGUUUCGUCGUUUUGAAGACUUCGUUUAGCCUUAUGGUCGAGAAGUGUUCUGCAGAUGUUUCCCUGACAACCCUGGCCAUCGUUGAAAACUCGUUAGGAAGUACAAUAUUUCUUCAUCUUUGGCACUGGUCCAGUCGACGCUGAGGCUGCGGGAACAUGACAGGUGUCGGCCAUCGUAGAAACAUGGCAGACUGUGAGGUGCUGCAGGCCACACAGUACAGCUACGUCACAUCACGUAACAGCACGGUGACGGAGUACGGCUGUAAGGAAGGUUACCGGCACCUGUCAGGUGACCUAAUACGUUACUGCUUUAACUCCACCUGGACUGGUGAGGCACCUGCAUGCACAGUCGACAGCGUACUGCCCAAGGCCUACCUCGUCAUGCUCAUCAUCGGGGCCACGCUGUCCGUCUUCGUGGCCUGCAUCCCCUACGACUUCUACCGCUACCGGAAGCGGAAGAAGGCCGUCCGCAAGCACCAGGAACGGCUGUCGCUGAUGACACGCAUUGCACCCGGUCACGCCAAGAUGAUGACGGAGAUCGUACCUGCGGAACAGCGCCUGCCAGCCGGUCAACGCCGCUUUGGCUUCCGGUCCCUCAUCAAAGCUUUCAGGUUCGUGGCCGACAAGAUGAAGACAACCAACGGGGAUGAGGCGCUGGGAUGCGGAGGAGUGGACGGGGACACCACUACGAGCAGCAACAACGGAGGGCUGUCGACGGGGGGCGCUUACGAAGGAGGAGGCCCCAAGUCCCCGCGGUCUCCUCUGGUCGCAGCCGCAUCAUCCUCGUCCCCCAACCCCAACGAAAGCUGCAAGGCUCAAGAGCGAAUGUCCGCAGUCAUCCGCUUGUGGACCGGCGGCCGAGGGUUUCCGGCAAGGGCCCGCUCGCUCGACGCCACGGACGACCACUUACCGCUGUUCCCCAACAAGAGGAACUCGCUGGCCAGCAACAAUAACCCUUCCGCCAUCUCCACCGCGGCCACCUCGGCGGCCACUGCUGCCGCUGCCGCCACGGCUGGUUCGGCCCUGUCGGUGGAUAACCCCAAUCGCCGCCCGUCAGUGGUGGAGGAAUUUCCAGCGGCGGAGGAGGAAGAGAGAGAACGCGCGACAGACAUAGAUCACGUAGUCGACAUGAGGGGCGUGGCCAUCGCCGCCGCGGAUGGGUGCGAGAGCGGAAACGAGGAAGCAGGGAUGGGUCCGGAGACCGCCGUGGGCCCACCACCCAGGGCCCUUCGUAUUCCCAAGUCCAGUUCCGCUCGCUUUGUGCAGCUGACGGCCUCUAUCCCUCUGCACCGCGACCAGCGCGAAGAUGGGGCGUGCGUGGGGGGAAAGUUCAAGGUCAAACAGAGAAGCUCGACUGGGGGCCUUUACGACGGGUCAUUGUCGUCGCCUUCGUCGUCCUCAUUGUGGCAGGAGCGUGGACUACGACCUUCUGUCUCAGCUGACCCCAACAACAGGGUCGCGGCCUUGACUGAGGUUAACGUGGCCGCAUUCAACGACGAAAGGUUCGAAGGCGAGAGCGAGGGCAAGGCACCAGAGCUGGUCAGCCCCGAACCCAUGAUCAUCUCCCCGCAAGUUUCCAGCCCCUCCUCGCAGGGGACCACCUCCCAAGACUCGGGGGGCAAGAAGUGGUGCAAGCGCAUGUCAACGACAUCCAGCGCAACCACCGACGAGGCAGACAUCAGCAGCUGGGACGGCGGGCCGACCAGAGCCGACGUCCAUUGACAGGAAACAUGAAGAAACACGGUGAACGUUCGUCAAGUCCUCAGAAGUGAAAUCUUUCGCAGGCGAGUCGUGAAAGGGAGCGACAUGCGCUCUCCCGCUUUUUCCCUGCAACUUGCAUCACCUUGGUGCAGUCUAGAUUUUAAGGAGCCGGAGAGAGAAAGAGGAGAUGAAGAUAUGAGAUGUCUGACAGACAAGUAUUUUAGAGAUGCCUGAGAAAGAUAGGAGUCGAAAAAAAAGAAACACGAAGGAGGAUGAAGAAAGUUUAUAGACGGGUAUUUCAAGAAAGUAACACGAGAGAGAAAGAAAGGAAAUGAUUUUCAGACGAUAGUUUUGAAAGUAAAGGUACAGAGAAAUCGCUGGGUGCGAGGCCAUAUGGAAACUCUGCACCCAAACAACAAAAGCGUGUAGAAAGGUUAUCCUUACGACAGAACACACUCUGACGGUUUACAAGCUGGUCUUUCGUGAAUGUGUUUUCACUUACAAAAUUUUUUGGAAGACUCGAGGCAAGGAAAGAAUCUACCGCCAGAGGUAAGAGUUUUUUCCAAAAACAACAACAACAAAUUUGAGAGACUCUACCCGCGGAAGUGGCAUGUGAGGUGGUCUGCAAGGACACCGCAGAUGUAUUUUCACCCCCAUUCCAAGUCUUUCAGAAAUCUUCUCUCUUUGCUUUGAGGGAAGGAACUGUUGUGUACAGUUACCACUCUUUGUCAUGAACUUAAGAAGUUUAGUAAAAUAAAGUAGCUAAACCCCCAAAUCUACAAAUAAGUGUCAGAAACAAAGCAGUGUUGUAAAAGUUUACUUUCUUACUGGAUCCGUUAGUUUCAUGUGGAGAUUUUCAGAAUUUGUAUCAACAUUGCUACUCAAAAGCUGGAUGCUUGUAUUUCAAAGCAAAAAAAAAAAAC
This is a messenger RNA of Pomacea canaliculata, 2673 nucleotides long. RefSeq lists its product as uncharacterized. The record is from RefSeq and is a predicted model, not a curated record. NCBI's taxonomy places the organism in Eukaryota, Metazoa, Mollusca, Gastropoda, Architaenioglossa, Ampullariidae. The coding region runs from base 206 to 1771 and encodes 521 amino acids. The transcript is spliced from 4 exons.